AUGUCCGACGAAGUUGUACAAUUGACUACUUUGGAAUCAAUGGAAGAGUUCCCAGUGAACCAAAAACCCCAAUCAUCUCCUCAACGUAUAGCUAAAGAUAUUCUUGCAGGUACCACAGGUGGUAUCGCUCAAGUACUUGUUGGUCAACCAUUUGAUACAACAAAAGUUAGAUUACAAACUUCGACAAGGCCGACAGGUGUAUUAGAAGUUAUUAGAAAUUUAGUACGUGAAGAAGGACCUCGUGCUUUUUAUAAAGGUACAUUAACUCCGUUGAUCGGAUGUGGUUUAUGUGUUUCCGUACAAUUUGGUGUUAAUGAAUCAAUGAAACGUCUCUUACAUUCAAGACAUCCAAAUCGUAAAACAUUAUCAUUACCUGAAUUUUAUCUUUGUGGUUUAACAGGUGGUUUUACAAAUUCAUUUUUAGCAUCACCAAUUGAACAUGUUAGAAUUAGAUUACAAACACAGAAAAAUCAAAAAGUUUUUAAUGGUCCUAUUGAUUGUAUUAAACAAUUAUUGGAACAUGGUGCAUUAAUGCGUGGUUUACCUGUAAUGAUGUUAAGAGCAGGUCAUGGGCUGGGCUGUUAUUUUUUAGUUUAUGAAGCUUUAAUAUCAAGAGAAAUUCAUAAUGGUAUAAAACGUAUCGAAAUUCCUGCUUGGAAACUUUGUAGUUUUGGUGCAAUUGCAGGAACUGUAUUAUGGGUAGCCAUUUAUCCAUUAGAUGUUAUAAAAUCAGUAAUACAAACAGACAAUUUGAAAAAACCUGUUUAUAAAAAUUCAAUGAUUAAAGUUGCUAAAACAUUAUAUGCAAAAGAAGGUGCAAUGGCUUUCUUUAAAGGGUUUGUACCAACUAUAUUGAGAGCUUCGCCUGUUAAUGCAGCAACAUUUUUAUCAUUUGAAUGUGCAAUGAGACUUAUGGGAUAA
This is a messenger RNA of Maudiozyma saulgeensis, 921 nucleotides long. The record is from the annotation of a GenBank genome assembly. Lineage: Eukaryota; Fungi; Ascomycota; Saccharomycetes; Saccharomycetales; Saccharomycetaceae.